Molecule: messenger RNA, 819 nt
Organism: Scheffersomyces amazonensis
Lineage: Eukaryota; Fungi; Ascomycota; Pichiomycetes; Serinales; Debaryomycetaceae
Exons: 1
Coding region: 193-819 (208 amino acids)
Source: RefSeq, a predicted model, not a curated record
GGCUGAUUAUAUAAGCUACGAACUUCAUUUUUCUGAAUUCAACUGGUAGCGACGAAUGAAAAUGACGGCCAAACAACAAACAAUCCAAAUCCCACUUGAAUCACUGGUCCAUAUAAGUAGAAUCAAUACAGUAUCAUUAAGAUAUAAGUGAUUGAUGAUUUAUUUGAUUGGCUUCUAUCAAUUUCUAAAUGGAUGCUAUCACCCAAUUGUGAGUUAUAUGCUUUGAUAUAUCAAUUGUCCUCAAGACUAACUCAGCCUAGAACGGUAAAAGCAUGUACCAAACCACACCUUGAAAGAAUCAAAUUGAGAAGUUCAAUCAAAUUCCAUCAUGUAUUUACCAAUGAAAAGGUAGAGAUUUAUGACGAAGAAGUCUACAUUCCCUCAAUUUUGAAGAAUUACUAUUCAGAAAAGGCUUCCAAAUCUGUUGAGGUUCAAAAGCCAAGAAAAGAAAGAAGGAAAUAUCAAAAAAAUGAUUCAAAUCAACUAAGAAGAGGCAGAGGUCGUCCAAGAAAGCACCACAUAAACGACCCACAAUUUAACGGGUCUCCAAUAAAAUAUUCAUUCCCUGAAAGCACCUCAUCGGAAAGACAUAUUAGAUUAAGAAAAUCCGCAAGACUACACUAUAAUUCACAAAGAAUAAAUGAAGGAGCUCGCGACGAAAAGAAAGAAGAUGAGUACGAAGAUGAUAAGAAUUUAAUUAUUAUUAGUGAUUCAGACGAGUCAAUUUCUGUAGUCCCCAAAAAAAUCAAAAGAUCAUUUAUUUUAAUAACUUCAUCUUCAGAUGCUUAUAAUGAGAAGGAUGAAGGAAGUGAUGAUUAA